GCGGGGCGGCGGUUCCCGCUGCGGGCCGGGGGGGCCGAGGAAGGCCCCGCGCGCGGAGCCCGGCGGCCAUGGCGGCGGUGAAGGCGGCGGCCGAGCCCCUGGGACGGACGGCGGAGGAGGUGGCCUGGGCCGAGGCGUUGCGCGGGGUCUGCGAGCCCGAGCACCACUGGCGGCACCGCCGCGAGUUCCUGCUGCGCAACGUCGGGGAGCUGCCGGCGGCGGGCAGCGCCCAGCUCCAGCGCCUGGUGUCCCUCUCCAUGGUGUGGGCCAACCACGUCUUCCUGGGCUGCCGGUACCCGCCGCAGGUCAUGGAGAAGGCUCUGGAAAUGGCCGAAGGCAUCCAAGUGACCAGCGCGCCUGUCCGCACCACGAGAGAUGAACUGGUUGCCAAGGUGAAGAAAAGAGGCAUAUCAAGUAGCAAUGAAGGGAUAGAGGUUCCCUCCAAGAAGCAAGCUGUUGAGAAAAGCAGAGAUUCUAAGGAUACCGUAAAGGAUGUGAAAACAACUAAGGCAGAAGCUGCGAAAGAAACAGAGAGCAUACUGCCUAAAGAGCGGGAAAAAGAUAAUAGCAAAGAUCCGGAAAUCUCCCAGUCAACUUGCAGUUCAAAUCAAGAAACAAUCAUAGCAUCGGACGUAAAAACAGAAGAAAAACCUGCUAAUGCUGAAAAUACUACUGAGCAAAGCCCACCUUCAUCGGAAAAAGAGUCAGGAGAGAAGCCUUGCUCAAAUCCGCCUAAGGAAAACAAGUGUGAAGAUGUGCCAUUGCCUGAAAAGAAAACUCCAGUAAGUGUAGUGCCAGCGUCUGCCAAGGGCUCCCCGCAGGCAGAGGCGGUGCCAGCAGUGGUGCCACUGCCUGCCAAGAGCACGCCACAGGCAGAGGUGGUGUUGGCAGCUGUGCCAGCAGCUGCCAGUAGCACCCCGCAGGCAGCAGCAGUGCCAGCAGCAGUGCUCCCAGCUGCCAAGAGCACCCCACAGGCCGCAGCAGUGCCACUGACCACCAAGAGCACCCCGCAGGCAGCAGCAGUGCCACUUGCUGGCAAGAGCACCUCACAAAUAAGUGCUACAUUGCUGUCUUCCAAAACCCAAGCAAGCACUGCAGCUUCAGUGUCCAAGAGCAGCACUCAGGUGGGCACCUCGCUGCUGCUGGCCCCCAAGAGUGGCACUCAGGUAGGCACCUCGCUGCUGCUGGCCUCCAAGGGCACAAAGGUAGGCUCCUCGCUCCUGGCCUCCAAGAGCAGUGCUGAAGUGGCUGCCUCGUUGCUGGCCGCUCGGAGUGGUGCUCAGCAGGGAUCUUCACUGCUGACUUCCAAGAGUAGUGCUCAGGUGGCUGCUUCACUGCUGGCUGCUCGGAGUGGGGCUCAGCAGGGUCCCUCGUCACUGGCCUCCCGGGGUGGAGCUCAGGCAGGUGCUUCCCUGUUGGCUUCUAAGGGUGGCACACAGACAGGUUCCCCACAGCUUGCCUCCAAGAGUGGCUUGCAGGCAGGCGAAACCCCUGCUAAGGCUUUGCGCAAACCACUGACCAGCGACGAUGUGAAGGAAAGACAACCUUUUUUCAACAGACUGUACAAAGCUGUAGCCUGGAAACUGGUUGCUGUUGGAGGCUUCAGUCCCAACGUAAAUCACGUGGAACUUCUAAACUCAUCUAUUCAGUCUGUAAAAGCUACUUUAGACGUUGCUUUUGUUCCCCUGAAGGAACUUGCAGACUUGCCUCAAAAUAAAAGCUCUCUGGAAAACAUAGUUUGUGAACUGAGGUGCAAGUCUGUCUACUUGGGUACUGGCUGUGGUAAAAGUAUGGAGAAUGCCAAAGCGGUUGCUUCAAGAGAAGCUUUGAAGCUAUUCCUCAAGAAGAGAGUUAUUGUGAAGAUCUGUAAAAGAAAAUACAAAGGUAGUGAAAUUGAAGAUUUGGUACUUCUGGAUGAAGAAUCAAAACCUUCAAAUUUACCUCCAGCUUUAAGAAAUCCUCGUGAGAUCUUGUAGGGAGCUUCUCUGUACUGUGUAUAAUAUUUCAACACAAGGACUGAAGGUUAAUUUUGUACUUUGAAAAUGUAGGCUUCCAGAUAUUUUGUAUUUCUUUCUCAGUUUUGCAAGACAAUGAUAGUCCUCUCACUUAGUAGCAAUUGUAUAAAACUUGUUAGAGAUGACAGGUGCGCAUUUAAAGGUAUGCCUUAAUAUAUAGCACACUAGUGUGCUGGUUUGUUUGCAAAAUAGUCUACCUAAUUCUUCUAUUUUUAAUUAAAUGAUUAAGGUACAAUUUGCUGUUUAAAACCUGACAGUUUUGUAAUUCUUACGACUUGAUGGCAGUGUGCUCAAUUGUCUAUCAUGUCUUUUUUAGCCAUGUAGGAGUGUAUAUAUAGGGACCAUAAUACUUGAAAGUUGUUAAAAAAAUUCAGUCAAAAAGUUGAACUCCUCUGUUUCAGGCUUGUUGUUCAUAAUGUUCACUGUUGUGCAUACUAGGAGAGAAAAUAGUUGGUUCACUUAUUUUUAUGGGAUGUUUUUGUAAUGCUCACAAUAUAAAUGACACCCUAAUCCCAUUUAACGUUACACUGGCAAAUUACCAAUUGGCAGUCAAGUCUGAGCUACAUCAGCCACCAGAACUCUGUAAGCAAGUUUAAUUUACAUUGUGAAAUAGCACUUGCUGAUUUUUCUUGAAAUAAACAUAGAUUUCUAUACUGAGCAUAUUUUGACUGCUACUAAAACCUCUGGGAUGUGUUUUUGUAGUACUUUGGUUGUGGCUCUUGACUAUUCCAGCCAUUUCAAUAACUUUGCAACACCUGAAUAAAAGCUUUACUUUGAGCGGCCUCAAGGUGUAAUCCCACAAGGAUGACUUGUUUUCUUUGGACUCAUGGCUGCGAUAUUGUAAAACUGAUGAUGGACCUAUAGAAUACCUAUUUCUACUUUUGUAAUGCCAAGAUAAGCAAAAUGAAGAUGCUGCUGUCUGCUAGAGACAGUGUAUUGUGAAGCGUUCGCACUAACUGAGCCCUACCUUUGCUAUGUUUUCACACCGUGUACGGAGUGGUUUGGAGCAAAGAAAGCGGGCGAUUACCAUUUAUUUUCAAUGUUACUGAAAUACCUGCACAAACUGCAUGUUUUGAUAUAUCAGAUAAUGACAUGUAAUUGUAAAAACAUAAUGUCUUCAGUGCUAUUUUGACUUGAUCUUGUCUGAUGACAGUAGUUAGCAUUAUUUAGUGGUGACCUUACACUUGUCUGACAGAUCUGUUGAUUGGGUACUGCAGGAGUGAAGAUAAAUUCCUGGGGUCUCCAUAGUAGAUGUGUCCACUGAAAGAUUUCAGUUUCUUCUGUGAUUCUGGGACUGAACCAUUGUUACACUGUACCCUACACGAUUCUUAACAGUGGUGGCUGUCCAGCUCGUAGCACCUGAAGUCUGCAAGGUGUGUGUGCUUCCCAGUGGCCUGUUUAGAACUUCCUCCAUCUGACCCCUGCACCUCUGUGCUCUCCUGAGGUUUCUUGGGCAUUCCUCCUCCGUGUUUCUGGAGCACGAGCUGAGCUUCGGAAGGCAACUUGUUAAAUUUUGUUAAACCCCAAUGCAGCACAAGGUUUGGCCUGUGCUCCUGGUGCAGAGCAUGUUCUGUGCUGUGUUUGGGAGUUGUGGUAUUCGUGCCAGGAAGCGCAACCUCUCUUUUCACAUCCUCACUGUUCAGGUGGAGAUACAGAGUGAGUGUUUUUGCGGGGCAGGAAUUGCAUCCUGUGCCUUCUGAAGUAGGCAGCAGCUUUUCUAGCAGUUGGUUUGGGCAUCGCCAAGUCUCUAGCUGAGAACUGCAGCACGUGUUGCAAUGUGAAAACCUGUGUUUGCUGUCUGUAAAAUGAAGCGCACAGGAUUUACAGAGCUUGUGGGGGUGGCAGGGUAACUGUGUUCUGAAAGGCUGAGGUGCUAGAUGCUUUUUUAUAAAUUCCUGACUUGAGCUUACCUUUUUUAAAGAAUUUUGAAUGUUAUUUCUCUUUGAUGUUUGGUUGUGAUUCAUUAAAGGAUGAGUCUGUAGCUACUCU
This is a messenger RNA of Neopsephotus bourkii (Bourke's parrot), 4004 nucleotides long. RefSeq names its product CDKN2A interacting protein (gene CDKN2AIP). The transcript is spliced from 3 exons. The record is from RefSeq and is a predicted model, not a curated record. Gene Ontology annotation, cellular component: nucleoplasm; nucleolus. Bases 69 to 1976 code for a protein of 635 amino acids. NCBI's taxonomy places the organism in Eukaryota, Metazoa, Chordata, Aves, Psittaciformes, Psittacidae.